This is a messenger RNA of Pantherophis guttatus, 6861 nucleotides long. Lineage: Eukaryota; Metazoa; Chordata; Lepidosauria; Squamata; Colubridae. The record is from RefSeq and is a predicted model, not a curated record.
UCCUUCCUUCCUUCCUUCCUAGUAGCUAGAAUGCAGCAUUGCAGGCUAACUCACUGCUCACUGUUCGAUCCUGACCGGCUCAAGGUUGACUCAGCCUUCUCUGCACUCUUUCUAGAGCCUCAGACAUCAUUGCACAUCAAUGAUGACAUCAAGAAUUGGACAUCAUCCUUCAUGGUCUCUCAUCCUCUCUCUCUCUCUCUCUCUCUCUCUCUCUCUCCUUAGCCCCAAAAGCCGCCUGAUCCAGUUAAAGAAAGAAAAACUGGAAUACACGCCCGGAGAGCACGAAUACGGCUUAUUCCCUGCGCCUAUUCACGUAGGGAAAUACCUUCGGCAAAAGCGAAUCGACUUUCAGUUGCCUUACGACAUUCUCUGGCAGUGGAAGCAUAACCAGCUGUACAAAAAGCCAGAUGUUCCACUUUAUAAAAAGAUCCGAUCAAAUGUUUAUGUGGACGUCAAACCUCUGUCUGGUUACGAAGCCACCACUUGCAACUGCAAGCAGCCCGACGACAGCCGGAAAAGCGGGUGCCUGGACGACUGUUUGAACAGGAUGAUCUUCGCCGAGUGUUCGCCGAACACGUGUCCCUGCGGGGAGCAGUGCUGCAACCAGCGCAUCCAGAGGCACGAGUGGGUGCAGUGUCUCGAACGCUUCCGGGCGGAGGAGAAAGGCUGGGGCAUCCGGACCAAGGAGUCCCUAAAAGCCGGGCAGUUCAUCAUUGAGUACCUGGGGGAGGUCGUCAGCGAGCAGGAAUUCAGGAACCGGAUGAUUGAGCAGUACCACAACCACAGCGACCACUACUGCCUCAACCUGGACAGCGGGAUGGUGAUUGACAGCUACCGCAUGGGGAACGAGGCCCGUUUCAUCAACCACAGCUGCAACCCCAACUGUGAGAUGCAGAAAUGGUCGGUCAAUGGCGUUUACCGGAUCGGACUCUACGCUUUGAAGGACAUGCCGGCCGGCACCGAGCUGACUUACGACUACAAUUUCCACUCCUUCAACGUGGAGAAGCAGCAACUCUGCAAGUGCGGCUUUGAGAAAUGCCGAGGGAUCAUCGGCGGCAAGAGCCAGCGAAUGAACGGCCUGCUCACCAAAGCCAACCAGAUGGUCACGGCACAGAGGCGGCCGAGCCGGUCCAAAGAGAAGAGGAAGUCCAAGCACAAGUUGAAAAAGAGGAAGGGCCACAUUCCCGAAGAGCCCAGCGAUAACGCCACCCCCCCAACUCGGCUGACUCCCCAACUGCAGAUGAAGCCCAUGUCCAACAGGGAAAGGAAUUUCGUGCUGAAACACCACGUUUUCCUGGUACGCAACUGGGACAAGAUCCGUCAGAAGCAGGAGGAGGUCAAACACGACAGCGACAGCCUCCACUCACCCUCGUUGUACACCCGCUGGAAUGGGAUGUGCCGCGACGAUGGCAACAUCAAAUCCGAUGUCUUCAUGACCCAGUUCUCCGCCCUGCAGACUGCCCGCUCGGUGAGGACGCGACGGUUGGCGGCCGCCGAAGAAAACCUGGAAGUGGCCCGAGCAGCGCGCCUCGCACAGAUCUUCAAGGAGAUCUGCGACGGCAUCAUUGCCUACAAAGAUUCCUCCAGGCAAGUCCUGGCCACCCCUUUGCUGGUUGUCCCUCCGAAAAAAAAGAACGCCGAUUACUACGAGAAGAUCUCGGACCCCCUCGAUCUCACCACCAUCGAGAAGCAGAUCCUGACGGGCUACUACAAAACGGUGGAGGCUUUCGACGGGGAUAUGCUGAAGGUUUUCCGCAACGCCGAGAAAUACUACGGCCGCAAAUCUCCGAUCGGGCGGGACGUCUGCCGGCUGCGGAAAGCCUAUUACAACGCCCGUCACGAAGCGGCGGCUCAGAUCGACGAGAUCGUGGGUGAGACGGCCAGCGAGGCGGACAGCAGCGAGACCUCCCUGUGCGAGAAGGAGAGCGGGCACGAGAAGGACGAAGACGUCAUCCGUUGCAUCUGCGGCUUGUACAAAGACGAAGGGCUGAUGAUCCAGUGCGAAAAGUGCAUGGUUUGGCAGCACUGUGACUGCAUGGGUGUGAACUCGGACGUUGAACACUACCUGUGUGAACAGUGCGAGCUGCGCACAGUGGAUCGGGAGGUACCGAUGAUUCCCCGGCCUCAUUACACCCAACCCGGCUGCGUUUACUUCAUCUGUCUGUUACGGGACGAUCUCUUGCUCCGCCAAGGAGACUGCGUGUACCUGAUGCGAGAUAGCCGAAGAACCCCCGACGGCCACCCGGUCCGGCAGUCGUACCGCCUGCUGUCCCACAUCAACCGCGAAAGGCUGGAUAUCUUCCGGAUCGAGAAGCUGUGGAAAAAUGAGAAGGGGGAACGUUUCGCCUUCGGCCACCACUACUUCCGCCCGCACGAAACCCACCACUCGCCCUCCCGCAAGUUCUACCACAACGAGCUCUUCCGGGUGCCACUGUACGAGAUCAUCCCUCUGGAGGCGGUGGUGGGGACCUGCUGCGUGCUGGAUCUCUACACCUACUGCAAAGGCAAGUCGGCCAGAUCCCAGAAGCGGCUUUCCUCCCGCCUGCCUCAGACAAAUGGAAGACCCAAAGGGGCGAAGGAGCCAGACGUUUACAUCUGCGAUUAUCGGCUGGACAAGUCGGCCCAUCUCUUCUACAAAAUCCAUCGUAACCGCUAUCCGGUCUGCACCAAAUCCUACGCCUUCGACCACUUCCCGAAACGGCUGGCGCCGAAAAGAGACUUCUCGCCUCAUUACGUACCUGACAACUACAAGAGGAACGGAGGCAGGUCAUCUUGGAAGUCCGACCGCUCCAAGUCCCAAAAUAAAGACCUGCCUCAGGAGGAGGAGCCUCUCCCCCUUCCGGAAGAGGGGAUCGCCAAUCCCGAGCCCCCUCCUGGAGAGCCGCCAGCCCACCCCGAGGAGCCCGAGAAAGAGGCCCCUUCCCUGGAAAACGUCGAGCUGGAUAAAAAGGCAGAGGAGGGCAGCCCCGAGCCCAGGGAGCCUUGCAGCCCGGAAGAACGCCGGCACCUGCAGCGGGAGCGGCUGAACCAAAUACUCCUCACCCUCUUAGAGAGAAUCCCAGGAAAAAACGCCAUCGACGUCACCUACCUGUUGGAGGAAGGCUCCGGAAGGAAGCUGCGACGUCGCACCCUCCUCCUCCCCGAGAGCAGCUGCAGGAAGUGAACCCGCGUCCAUGUGUUUUUCUCCCCUCCCGCACACCGCCCGCGCGCCCCUCCCCUUCCCCCCCUGCAGCAAGGGUGCGUCUUGCAAUUCCUCCGGGCGUUAAGACUGACAGCCGGGCCGGGAUUUUUGGACUUUCCGCCAUCCUGCGUCUCUCAGCCCUCCUGGAAGAAGCAACCGGUGGCAAGAAGAGGCCGAAGCCCUCGCGGUCCGGCCGAGCAGAAGGAAACUGACGAAACGGUUCUGUAGCACUUAGUCCCUGCACUUGGGCAGGCAAGCCCCCUCCCACCCACUCACCCCCUCCCCACCCACAUCCCCCAGGAGCCUUCAGCACUGUGGGGACGGAGGGGGGGGGAGCCAGCCCUGCCAUCUCGUUCCUCUUAAGGUACUUAGGAAAAAAAAAAAACAGCCUCUCUCCUCGGGGGGACGGGACGGAGGGGGAUGGGACGGUCACCGUUUUAAUUUAAUUUAUUCUUUUUGAUUCCCCUGCCCCAUUUCACUCCGAUGGUCCAGAGGGAGAAAAACAAGGCGUCGCCUAGAAAAGCGUGGGGGGCACCUGCCCUGCUGCCCCCCCCUCCCACGGGCACCUCGUCGGUCCUGCCCUUUCCAAAAUCCGGGGAAUUAUCCGGGCACUGCGUGGCCCCCCCGAGGUCUAGCAAAAUAUAAAUAUAUAUAUAUCUCUAUAUAUUAAAAAAAAAUUAAAAACCUGUCUCUGACAGGCACCGGAACGAGACCGCGGGGAGGGAGGGAGAAUUUCCUUACCGGACAUUUUGCACACACAGGAAGCUUCGCGUUCCGUACGGAUUGCCCCCCUCCCCCCAGGGAAACUACGGUUGGAUUUUUCGGAAGCACUUGGGUUCCACGUCGUGCAUCCCACGGGAGGACGGGACAAAGAGGAUGCUGCGCUUAAUUUUAAUUUUAAAUUCUUUUUUUUUUUUUUUUUUGCCUCCCCCUCCUGUUGCGGAGAAUUUUUUUUUUUUUUUUUUUUUUUUAAAGCAGGUUCCGGGUUCAGAAUAGCUCCCCCCUUCUUGCGGGCUUUUCCCGUCUUUUCGCUUUCGUUUUUUUCCUUUCCUCUUCUUUCUUCCCUUCUUCUUCUUCUUUUUUUUUUUAUCACCUUUUCCCCCUCCUGCCCGCUUUCGUACUCAGCUGUCGUUCUCUCGUGAGUCCGGUGUAUAUCGUGGCAGGGGGCGGGAAAUUCGAGAAGGAGGGAGGGUGGGAAAACCCAGAGAAAAUCUCCCACGCCCCAAUGAUAUGAGAAGGAGAAAUAUAUAUAUAUAUAUAUUCCUUUUUCACUACACGAACCGUGGAAACAGUAUUUCUGAGCGAGCGGACGAGCGAGCAUCUUGUCGCGAAGCUGUCGAGACGACUGGACCCACCGAUGACACUACUCUUUUUGCGGGCUUUUUUUUUCUCCCCCCUUUUUUUUAAUUUUCCUUUUUGAUUUUUUUUUUUAAACCCUCGUGUUUUUUGUUGUUCGUUUUUAAAUUUCGAAAGACAAAAACUGUACAGCUCACCAAGCGGCUGCCUCUUAAAGAGGCAGUGUAUUUCGCACUCCGCCUCUUCAGCCAGGAACAAAAAGUGUGGGGUGGGGGGAAUAAAAAAUCAAAAUCGUCAUGGAAGACAAAAACAAAAUAAGGAUUUUUUCAAAGGGGGGGGGCGGUUUGUUUGUUUUUCUUUUUCUUCUUCUUCUGUUCUCCCCCCUCUGGUUUGCUGCAAAAAAAAAAAAAAAUAUCCAGACUUUUCACGCGGGGAAAAUCAAAAAAGGAGAGACUUUCUGCAAAGUUUUCCCCAGCAGCGAAAACCCCACACAAAAAUCGGAGGUUUUUCUUUUUUUUUUCCUUUUUUUUUUUUUUUUACACUGGCUCUUUAACGUGGCUUCCCGCUCUUCGUCUUUUCGGCGUUCACAUGCAUAUUCUUGGUCCUGUUUUUUGGUGUCCUUAUAAACAAAAAUCCUGUUUUUAAAUGUGCCAAGUUGUAUAUAUCUUAAACCUUUUCCUUUUUAAUUUUUUUUUUUUCUCGUGUGAUUGUAAAGCAAUAUGGUAACUUUCUCUCUCUCUCUUUCUCUCUCUCUCUUUCUUUCUCUCUUUCUCCAUGUUCCUUCCGGACGGACCAAUUUUUGUUGUCCAAUCACUGUACAUUUUUCUCGUUGACUAUAUUAAUUCUUCUUUUGAUCUUAGUUUUGAAACCACAACGGAGAAAAAAAAAAACACAAUAACAACAGAAACCAAGGCGCCAUUCCAUUCAUAAACCGGACGAUUUCAAUGGUUUUUAACAAAAAAAAAAUAUAUAAUAAUAAUAAUGCGGGAUUUUGACGGGAGGGAGGGGGGGAAACGGGGAAAGUGAAGAGGGGUUUUCUCGAGAUCGGGGGGGAGAAUAAAACCGAGAGGGACAAAUAACGACGGCCCUUCGCGGUGCAAAAGAAAAAUAUUUUAUUAAAAAAGAAAAACGACAACAAAAGACAAAAGGAGUUAAAAAAAAAAAAACCCACCGUUUGGAAUAUUUUCUUACUGUAGAGAAGCAAUUGUAUAGCAAGAUUCCCCAAGAGUAUGUGAUACUCAAAAUGUUUGUGUCGUGCGGGACUAAACCACAAAAUCGCAUGUUUUAAAAAUAAGGGAGUUGCAAGUGGGGGUGGGGGAAAGAAACAAUAAUUUGUGUUUUUGUUUCUUUUUUAGUUGCGCCGAGUUCGAAAAACGGGAGCGGGCGGGAAUACUUUAUUUUUAUUUUAUUUUUUUUUUUGGUCUCGAAAUGGUGUCAAACACUAAAAAAGAGAGAGAGAGAGGUUUAAAAACAAAAAAAAAAGUCCUUUUUAAAGAGAAAAUAAUAAUAAUGUUCGAUGUCGCUGACAGUGGAGCAGAGAAGAAGAAUAAUAAUGUUGAUUUUUUUAAAAAAAAAUAAAGAAAAAAAUUCAAGCGUGCCCGGGGGAAUGCGAGAUGCGAGACACUAAAACUUUGCCGUUGUUUUUUUUAUUAUUAUUAUGAUGAUGAUGAUGAUUUUUAAAAGAAAAGAAAGAAAUCUUUCUUUUUUUUUUUUUUUUUUUUUUUUUGUCGGAAAGAGUAAAUAAAGACGAAGCCGAUGGUUUUUUAGACAAUCAAAUUCUAGAGAAGCACGAAGAAUUUGUGUUGGCUUUUUUUUUUUUUUUCCCCCAAAAAAAAUAUUUUUAUUUUUAUUUUUUGGCUUUGUUUUCUUAAAACUCGGUUUGUAGAGAGAAUCGCUGACUUUUUAGGAGGAGAAAUAAAAUCAAAUAAAUCGGGACAGCUUGGGAGGGAAAGGGAAGGUUAUUUUGUAUGAAAACUUUAAAAGGAGACCGAGACCCGUUGUUUUCAAACAAAAACACAACCCUGAUAAAGAAAGAGGCCCAGGAAAAUUUUAAAAAAAAAGAAAGAAAGAAAGAAAAUAAUGAAAGAAAGAAAGAAAAACAAAAAGCACUACAUUUUGUGGCAAAGUGGAGAUAACAAAACUCUUUUUAGCCUGCAUGGGACAAAAGCCGUGUGGCGACUGAGAAGAAUUGCUGCUAAUAUAUUUCCUUUUUACAAAAGCAUAUCUAAAUAGACAAUUGUUUUGAUGUUUAAUCUUUGUAAAUUAUGUAUUACCAAUUUUAACAUUGGAUGUAAUUGCAUAAAAAAAAAAAAAAAAAUAAGAGCCUGCAUCUCAAAUAUUGAGAGAUUCUAGUAUUAAAUGGAAAAAAAACCACAUGUUUCUUA